Anolis carolinensis (green anole) is the source of this 7942-nucleotide messenger RNA. RefSeq names its product ATPase phospholipid transporting 8A1 (gene atp8a1). The transcript has 37 exons. Gene Ontology annotation, molecular function: ATP hydrolysis activity; ATPase-coupled intramembrane lipid carrier activity; ATP binding. The record is from RefSeq and is a predicted model, not a curated record. Bases 191 to 3685 code for a protein of 1164 amino acids. Gene Ontology annotation, cellular component: plasma membrane. NCBI's taxonomy places the organism in Eukaryota, Metazoa, Chordata, Lepidosauria, Squamata, Anolidae. Gene Ontology annotation, biological process: phospholipid translocation.
GGAGCGCGUGAGAGUCCCGCUUGCGCUCGUGCGCCGGCUGUCAGUUGGCCCAAGAGGCGGCGGCGAGGAGAGUGGCUGCGGCUGAGGCCCCGCAAUUUGGAUAAUUUCUCUUACUGGUUUUUUUUUUCGGUGUGAAACCUCUGUCGGAGAGUUUCGCUUCCCCGCCGAAGGCGCUCCUCGCUGAGGCGACAUGCCGGCGGUGCAGAAAACGGUGGCCGAGCUGCGCUCCAGGGCCGAGGGGUAUGAGAAGACAGAUGAUGUUUCAGAGAAGACUUCAUUAGCUGAUCAGGAGGAAGUGAGAACGAUAUUUAUAAAUCAACCACAAUUCUCUAAAUUUUGUAACAAUCAUGUCAGCACUGCAAAAUACAACUUAAUCACAUUCCUGCCGAGGUUCCUCUAUUCCCAGUUCAGAAGAGCUGCUAAUGCCUUUUUUCUUUUCAUUGCAUUGCUUCAGCAAAUUCCAGAUGUUUCUCCAACGGGACGUUAUACAACCUUGGUUCCUCUGUUAUUUAUUUUAGUUGUAGCAGCAGUUAAAGAAAUAAUAGAAGAUGUUAAAAGGCAUAAAGCUGAUAACGUUGUGAACAAGAAGCAGAUACAAGUAUUGAGAAAUGGAGCUUGGGAAAUUGUUCACUGGGAAAAGGUAGAUGUUGGAGAUAUAGUGUUAAUAAAAGGGAAAGAAUAUAUACCAGCUGACACUGUACUUCUCUCAUCAAGUGAACCACAAGCAAUGUGCUACAUUGAAACAUCAAAUUUAGAUGGUGAAACUAAUCUAAAAAUAAGACAGGGCUUGCCAUUGACAUCUGAUGUGAAGGACAUUGAUAGCUUGGUGGGACUUUCAGGAAGAAUUGAAUGUGAAAGUCCCAACAGACAUCUCUAUGACUUUGUUGGAAAUAUCCGAUUAGAAGGACAUGGAACUGUUCCUCUGGGACCUGAUCAAAUUCUUCUGCGUGGAGCUCAGUUAAGAAAUACACAAUGGGUUCAUGGUAUAGUUGUCUACACAGGGCAUGAUACAAAGCUCAUGCAGAAUUCAACAAGCCCACCUCUUAAACUAUCAAAUGUGGAAAGAAUUACAAAUAUCCAAAUUCUGUUUUUAUUCUGCAUUCUUAUUGCUAUAUCUUUGAUUUGUUCCAUUGGGUCAGCUAUAUGGAAUCAAAAACAUGAGGAGAGGGACUGGUAUAUCAAUCUAAACUAUGCUGGUGCUAAUAAUUUUGGACUGAAUUUCUUGACGUUUAUCAUCCUUUUCAAUAAUCUAAUUCCAAUCAGUUUGUUGGUCACACUUGAAGUUGUGAAAUUUAUCCAAGCAUAUUUCAUAAAUUGGGAUAUUGACAUGCAUUACGAACCUACAGACACUGCUGCAAUGGCUCGCACGUCGAAUCUCAAUGAAGAACUUGGUCAGGUGAAAUACAUAUUUUCUGACAAGACUGGAACCCUGACGUGCAAUGUAAUGCAAUUCAAGAAGUGUACUAUUGCAGGAAUAGCCUAUGGCCAUUCUCCUGAAUCAGAGGAUGAUGGCUCUCCUGCAGACGAUUGGCAGAGUACACAAACCAAAGAAGAAAAAAUAUUUAAUGAUCCAUCAUUGCUAGAAAACCUCCAAAAUAAACAUCCAACUGCACCUAUCAUUUGUGAAUUUCUGACAAUGAUGGCAGUCUGCCAUACAGCAGUUCCAGAAAGAGAGGAUGAUAAGAUAAUUUAUCAAGCAUCGUCACCAGAUGAGGGGGCUUUGGUUAGAGCAGCCAAACAUCUUCAUUUUGUUUUCACCGGAAGAACUCCAAAUUCUGUAAUUAUAGAAUCUCUUGGACAGGAAGAAAGAUACGAAUUGCUGAAUGUGCUAGAAUUCACAAGUUCAAGAAAAAGAAUGUCUGUCAUUGUCCGCACACCAACAGGAAAAUUAAGACUGUACUGCAAAGGGGCUGAUAGCGUAAUUUAUGACCGCCUGGCUGAAAAUUCAAGAUACACAGACAUUACCUUGAAACAUUUGGAACUCUUUGCUACUGAAGGCUUGAGGACACUUUGUUUUGCUGUAGCUGAAAUUUCAGAAAGUGACUAUCAAGAAUGGCGAAAUGUCUAUGAAAGAGCUUCAACUUCUGUACAGAAUAGAACACUAAAACUUGAAGAAAGUUAUGAACUAAUUGAAAAAAAUCUUCAGUUACUUGGAGCUACAGCCAUAGAAGAUAAACUGCAAGACCAAGUGCCUGAAACUAUAGAAACUCUUAUGAAAGCAGAUAUCAAAAUUUGGAUCCUUACUGGAGAUAAGCAAGAGACUGCUAUUAAUAUAGGACACUCAUGUAAACUCUUGAGAAAAAACAUGGGGCUACUUGUCAUAAAUGAAGGGUCUCUUGAUGCAACAAGAGAGACGUUAAGCCAUCACUGCAGCACUCUCGGUGAUGCUUUGAAAAAGGAAAAUGAUUUUGCUCUUAUCAUUGAUGGUAAAACAUUGAAAUAUGCCUUGACAUUUGGUGUAAGACAAUAUUUUCUGGACUUGGCUCUGUCAUGUAAAGCUGUUAUUUGUUGCAGGGUUUCACCUCUUCAGAAGUCUGAAGUUGUAGAAAUGGUUAAAAAGCAAGUAAAAGUAGUAACAUUGGCCAUUGGUGAUGGAGCAAAUGAUGUCAGUAUGAUACAAACAGCACAUGUUGGUGUUGGUAUAAGUGGAAAUGAAGGGCUACAAGCUGCUAAUUCUUCAGAUUAUUCAAUAGCUCAGUUCAAGUAUUUGAAGAAUUUACUUUUGGUCCAUGGUGCCUGGAACUACAGCAGAAUUGCUAAAUGCAUCUUAUACUGCUUCUACAAGAAUAUUGUCCUUUACAUUAUUGAGAUUUGGUUUGCAUUUGUAAAUGGAUUUUCUGGACAAAUUCUAUUUGAAAGGUGGUGCAUAGGUCUUUAUAAUGUGAUGUUUACAGCAAUGCCUCCAUUGACACUUGGAAUAUUUGAAAGAUCCUGCCGCAAAGAAAAUAUGUUAAAAUACCCUGAAUUAUACAAGACUUCUCAAAAUGCCCUGGAUUUUAAUUCAAAGGUUUUCUGGGUUCAUUGUUUAAAUGGCCUUUUCCACUCAGUAAUUCUGUUUUGGUUUCCACUAAAAGCCAUCCAGUAUGAUACUGUAUUUGCCAGUGGUAAAACUUCAGACUACUUGCUUUUGGGAAACACAGUAUAUACAUUUGUAGUAAUAACAGUAUGUUUAAAAGCUGGAUUAGAGACUUCAUAUUGGACUUUGUUUAGCCAUGUAGCUAUCUGGGGCAGCAUUGUGCUAUGGGUGGUAUUUUUUGGAAUCUACUCUUCUUUAUGGCCUCUUAUUCCUAUGGCACCUGAUAUGUCUGGAGAGGCAGCUAUGAUGUUCAGCUCUGGUGUCUUCUGGAUGGGCUUACUAAGUAUUCCUUUAACAGCCUUGGUUUUUGAUGUAGCAUAUAAAGUAGUGAAGAGAGCAGCAUUUAAGACACUGGUCGAUGAAGUUCAAGAGUUGGAAGCACAGUCACAAGAUCCAGGAGCUGUAGUUCAUGGGAAAAGCUUAACUGAACGAGCACAGCUACUAAAAAAUGUCUUUAAGAAGAACCAUGUCAACUUAUACCACUCUGAAUCGCUACAGCAAAAUUUGUUGCAUGGUUAUGCUUUCUCUCAAGAUGAACAUGGGAUUGUUUCACAGUCUGAAGUCAUAAGAGCCUAUGACACUACAAAGCAGAGACCUGAUGAAUGGUGAAGAACUGUGUUACAGAGCCCUAAUAUUUGCCAUAGUAAGGCAAACUAAUAUAUUUUCUGGGUCUGCUAACAAGGUCCAGUAACAGAAAUUAGAAGAAGAUGUAUGUUGUUGCUCUUAUUCCCUGAAGUUUGAGUUCACGCAUUGAGUAGACAUAAGCACUGUGCAACUAUACUGUAAUACACCAUCUCUAAAUUUUCAACAAGUGUUACUUGGAUUUUGUAAACAGACAUUGAAAAUUAGCUUUAGUCUUUUCAGACUGAUUAUUUACAGCAAAGCUGAACAAGUAUUGUUCCUAUUAUGUAUACUGGGAAUAUAAUAAAGAAUCAGAUUGCACAACAUAGCAUACAUUGACAGCCACAGCCUUUGCCAAGGUUUACAAAUAGCAAAUUGUUUAAAAGUAAUGAGCCUUUGAUUUCAACAAGUGCUAAAUAACCAUUUUUAAAAGACAUGUAUUCAUAUGAUAAGUUAAGAUUUCAAAAAAGGUAUUUAUAAGGAAUUGUGUUUAACUAGUCUAAGACGUUUGCCAAAGAUGUUCCACAUUUCUUGUUUAGUAAUAAUUUCCACAUAAUGUUUUAAAGAGUAGUGAUGGCAAUGUCAAGUGUGAUAGCAGAAUUGCAUGCUUGAAACUCUGUACUUGAAAAGUUCCACAAAAAUGUGAACUUAAUACAGAUUUCUUUCUGUUGGAUUUCUUUUCACAUUUGUGCUCACUUUCAACUUUGGCCUUAUAUUAUAGUUUUCUUCUACUCUUCAGUUAACAGAAAUGUGUAAAUUUGACACAGCAACCAUUUUCUAUUGUAAGGGGCAUGUGUAUGGGACUUGACUGACUUACAGAAAAAUACUGGACUGCCUUAUAUCCUUAGGCCUAAGAACCCUAAUCCAGGAACACUUGUGCAAAUAAAAAACCUGUGUGUAAAGAUGUUCCCUUGCUGCCAGAUCAAAAAUCAGAACAGCACUUUCGUUUCUAAUGCCACUGAUUACAAAGUUGAAAGCUUUGAUUGUUGUCCAUACAUAGUGCAAGAGCAGAGCGCAUGCAUCCCUUAUGAGUUUUGUUCCCCUUCAAUCAUAAUUUUGUUCUAUAUUGAAGACUGAAAUUAGAAUUAGAUAUUACACACAAAAACAUGGUCAUGUGCACAGAUUGUCCUUAAUAGGGAUGACAUAUAUUUGGAACUGUUGGGGUUUAUUUACAAUUUGCCAACAGUGUAAAUGCUACACAGAAUAAUUAUUCCGGUGAUUUUCGAAAUUGAAAACAACAGGAACACCAGUCAUCAACAUGGUACUACAUUAUAUUUCAGUUUGCACCAUAUCACAUUUUUAUGUCAAAUAUAUUCUGUGUGCAGUUCAUAACCUGAUUUAAAUUACACUAUGACAAAUGAGUUCUUUUUCUUAAAUAUAUAUUUCCUUAUGUAUGCUACUAAUGAAGGUAAAUGUAACAAAAAAAGUUUCGUAUUCCAGCCCGUAAGGUAUCCCUCCUCACAACCAGAAAUCUUUAAUUGCUUUUAAUAUUAUCAAUGUGUAAAAUUAAGAUGACAGACAGAAUCCAAUAUAAUAUUGCAAAUGACUUUUUAUUCUGCUUUGAGUUUUAAAAGCCAUUUUAAUUUUACUAUUUUUGAAAAAAAACAUACUAUAUAUAAUGGAUUACACUUCUGACUUGAGCGUACUCUACUAUUUCCCUACCUGUCUGGACACUAGUAUAAAUAUUUUAAUAAAUAAACAUUUGUGUGUGGUGGGUUCUUACUAAGUUAUACCUACUAUGAAUAUUGAAAGACUUGCACUAAUUCAUAGUGCCGAUGAGAUUGUUUUUUCAAUAAUAAUUUGAGGGAAAUUGAUAAAACAGCCGUGUUUUUAACUGUGUGGCAAGAAAUAGUCUUCAGGGGAGCUACAUCAGGCCUGCAUAAUGAAUGAAUCAUCAAGGAGAGCCAAAUCCCCAUGUCUAAAGGCAUGCCCCUCCCAAACUUUAAUUUAGUCAAUAAAACACAUUCACAUAAAAACAUUUCCCGUAUCAGCAAUUAAAUUUCAGCAUAUUAUAAUAUAAUUGUAAACAGUGCCUGUUUUAUUUUAAAACAAAUUAGUCAAAUCAAAGACUAAUUCAGCAUAAGCUAGGAGCUUGUUCUCAUUCCCUGCUCUUUACUCCUAGCCUAAUGUAUCCUCUUAUGACCUCUGACAGAAAUGCUCAUCUAAUGAGGAAAGAGAGUGUCCGCAACUCAGUUCCCAAACCCAAGACAGAGAGUUGAUGAGCAUCAUGUAUAUUCUGAAUACUGGAUGCAGGUAUAUACAUACCUGCACUCCUUUUCCCGCAGCAUGAAACACUUGUUCGCAUGGAAAUAACCUUGGAGAAUGAUCUGCAUGCAGAAACAUUUCAACACAGAGAAAAAUUCUGUUUCCUCGCACAGAUCGCCCUUGAUGGAUCCAGGUGAAGACAUGCAUAUUGCAUUAACCAGAGUUCAGGAAAUGAAAGUUUUUCUACUAACUAUAGUGGUGUAGCUAUAGUUAUGAAAAACGGCAUAUAGUAGACAUUUGUUUUAACUUCCCCUUGCUGUCUUAAAGUAGGCAGCUCUGAACAGAUUUCCUCAUUCAGCAGAUUUUGAAUUGACAACAAUGUUACAUAUUUUUAUAAUUAUGAGGUCUCACACAUCUUAUUUUUUACAUUAUUUGCAAAAAAAUUCUAUCUUAAGUAAUCAGCAUGAGGAAAUGCAGUGAUAUUAAAAUUCAGCUUAAGACUUCGAGUUCCUUAAGAAAUAUGUCCAUGUACACUAGAUGUAUUCAAACAAAAGUCAGAAAAAACACAAUACAUUUAUUUGCAAACAAAUAUAUUUCAUAAGUGGUUUAUUAUGUUAUAACAAACACACACACACACACACAUAUAUAUUACAUGUUAAUAUAUCAAUCAAUUGGUAGGCAUAUAUUUUAAUAAAAUAUUUUACCCAAUUAAUAAUCAUUAACUAUAAUGUACUUGUUUGGACAUUUAAAAUUUUUACAUUUCUCAAGUAAAUACAUAAAGAAAGAUGUAUAGUUUGUAUGUAAUAAGUGUAGUGUGAAACAAUUUCAAACUGUCCGUAAAAAAAAUAUUUCAUAAGUUGAAUGAAAAUGUUGCCAUUCAAUUGACACAAUGUCUACACUUUUAUUCUUUAGAAUUACUUGUGAGAAUGUAGUACCUUACCAGAAUAUCAGCUAAUUGGAAAUACUUUGAGAAGCCAUAAGUGGACUUGUUUUUCAUAGUGUUAAGAUUUAUUUUUGCAGACAAUUUUUGACAAAUUUAUAGUUGAACAACUUUCUAGUUGUAUAAAAUAGAGGAAAUAUUUAAAGAAAUGUAAUACAGUUUCACACAGGAAGACAUCUUUUUUCAUCAUUUCAUGAUUUGUUCCAUUACUUGUUAAAGAAUAGGACCACACAAUUAGCUCUUUUUUUCUACUGAUUUACGUAUGAUGCAAAAGCAGUUGUUGUUUUGGUAGGUUUUAUCAACCUGUCUGCAUGUGUUAAUACAUCACAGUGUGAAUCUGAACUGAUGCAUGCUUGUGCUAAAGCCCAUUAUUCCUUUUCCUUCAACUGAAACAUGCAUCAAAAUGUAUGCAUUUGGUAAGCAAAACUAAAUGUUAGUGAACAACUGAGUUACCAAUUUCUUUUUAUUAGCAUUACAGUAAGUGUAAUUUCAAAAAUCAUAUAUAUGUUGAUAAUGUUACAAAAUGUGCUCAAGAUUCAGUGAGUUGACUGGAUUGCUUAGUAUGUCAAAUUAUGGGGGCAGCUUGUGUUUUAUAGGUUAUUUCAACAGUUACUUUUGCAUUCAUUCAAUAUUUUGUAUCUGCAAAACUGUGACGCAAAUGUGUAAAAGUAAAAUCAUGUUUCAGUGUUUUUCCUGUUCAACAAUUGAAGCCAUAAUGCAUUAAUAUUGUUUUUCUACUGCAACUUGAUAUUCAUGCUGCCAUGAAAGGCAGAGGCACUAUAUAAAAGUUAAGACUGCAUUCAAAGUACAGUAGGAUUUCCAGCUCCACUAAACCAUUACUGCUGAAACUGCUGUGGAAAUUGUGAAGCUGCAUGAAUGGAAAGAUUUUUACUCAAUGUUUAUGGUAGUUUUCCUCAGGUUUAGUUUUAAUUGGAUGUUAAAUGCACUGUUUUAUAAAGUUAUUAAAUUUUAGUAAUAUAUUCAGUUUGAUGCAGUGUUACAUGUCAUUGGCAUUUUGUGAAUGUGCAUGUUCUGAACUGCAAAUUUUAAAUGUUUUGUCUAAUUGUUAAAAAAAAAUAAAACCUUGCCAUUAAAUAUAA